Molecule: messenger RNA, 377 nt
Organism: Branchiostoma floridae (Florida lancelet)
Lineage: Eukaryota; Metazoa; Chordata; Leptocardii; Amphioxiformes; Branchiostomatidae
Exons: 3
Coding region: 4-363 (119 amino acids)
Source: RefSeq, a predicted model, not a curated record
GAUAUGAAUGCAUACGUGUUUUUGUACAAUCCCCUACGCAGCGUGCGGACAAACCUUGCUAGCUGCACUGUGGUGUUUGACUUGUUAUGCUGCAAGCAGCUGGACUUACCAGCACAGAAGACAAUCCAUAAGGUGAUGCUCAUCGUUGACACCUCUGAAGAUUACUUGAGUAGUAAUCGUUGGUACCUGUUCCCUACGGAGCAACCCACCUGUACAGCACUCAGACUGGGGAGAGGGCUCCUGAUUGCAUUGUCUGUCGACUACGGGCUUGAUAACAGACUCCACAGCAACAAGACGCACCUCAGCGAAGUACAGGGAGUCGAAAUUGUUCACCACCAUCAUGAAGACAUCACUUUCUCGUAAAUGCUGAGUCAUGG